AUGGCUCGCCGUCCUGCCCGUUGCUACCGAUACUGCAAGAACAAGCCGUAUCCCAAGUCGCGUUUCAACCGUGGUGUCCCCGACCCCAAGAUUCGCAUCUUCGAUCUCGGUCGCAAGCGUGCCAAUGUCGACGACUUCCCUCUCUGCAUCCACCUCGUUUCCAACGAGUAUGAGCAGCUGAGCUCCGAGGCUCUCGAGGCCGCCCGUAUCUGCGCCAACAAGUACCUCGUCAAGAACACCGGAAAGGAAGGUUUCCACCUCCGUGUCCGCGCUCACCCCUUCCACGUCGUCCGUAUCAACAAGAUGUUGUCCUGCGCCGGUGCCGAUAGACUGCAGACUGGUAUGCGUGGUGCCUGGGGCAAGCCCAACGGCACUGUCGCCCGUGUCAACAUUGGUCAGAUCAUCAUGAGCGUCCGCACUCGUGACUCUAACCGUGCUCUCGCUCUUGAGGCUCUCCGCCGCUCCCAGUACAAGUUCCCCGGUCGCCAAAAGAUUAUCGUCUCCAAGAACUGGGGCUUCACCCCUCUCCGCCGCGAGGAGUACCUCGACCGCAAGGCUUCCGGCCGUGUUCUCGUGGAUGGUGCCUACGUUCAGUUCUUGAGCAACCACGGCAACCUCCAGCAGAACGUUCGCCGCUUCCCCGGCGCCUUCACCUCCGAGGCUUAG
Clonostachys solani is the source of this 666-nucleotide messenger RNA. Lineage: Eukaryota; Fungi; Ascomycota; Sordariomycetes; Hypocreales; Bionectriaceae. The record is from the annotation of a GenBank genome assembly.